Molecule: messenger RNA, 5106 nt
Organism: Fulvia fulva
Lineage: Eukaryota; Fungi; Ascomycota; Dothideomycetes; Mycosphaerellales; Mycosphaerellaceae
Product: Tat-binding 7
Exons: 3
Coding region: 1-5106 (1701 amino acids)
Biological process (GO): positive regulation of transcription by RNA polymerase II
Cellular component (GO): nucleus
Molecular function (GO): ATP hydrolysis activity; histone binding; ATP binding
Source: RefSeq, a predicted model, not a curated record
AUGGCCAAGAGGGAGAGGCCUUUCGACCCGAAUCGCUCAGACUCGGAUGACCUGGACUUCAACGACGAACCGAGCUCGCCCCGAGCGCGUCCACACAAGCGAGCGCGCAAAUCGCACAAGGGCUCGCCCACCAAGAGGCCUGCCAAGAGGCGCCGCGAAGCCUACAACGACAGUGACAUCGACCCAGACAGCAACGAGCCGAGCGAAGAGGAAGACUCAUUCGCAGAAUCCGACGAAGACAGCGAGCCCGUCGAGACGAAUCCUCGUACUGGCAGAGGAGUGCGAUCCGCCGCGAAGAAGCGGAAGAACUAUGAGGAGAGCGACGAAGAGGCAGGCGAGUUGUUGAACAGUGAAAGCGAGGUCGAUCGUCACACGCCUGCAAGACCCAAGGGGAAGAGGUCGGCACGCGCCGAGCGACUGCAGAAACGCACUCUGGUCGUCAAGCUCAAAGUCCCCCCAUUCACAAUGGUCAAAGACAAGGUCGUUCCGCGCAGUACACGCGCCUCUAGUCGCCAGCUCAAGCGCGAGCCGACACCCCAGGCGACGAGAUCUGCUCCUGGCAUGACGCGAAGAAGCAGUCGCUUGUCGCAUGACGAGGAACAGCCGCUGGUUGCUCUGACUGACUCUGGCAAGCACGAGCUCGUGACUAGAACGGGUACCGUUACGCCAGAGCCAGAGGGCAGUCGCAGACCUUCAAGAGGCGGCAAAGGACUUGCGUCUAAGAAACCACCAAGCGCGAUCUUCGAGGUGUCUCAGGAGGACUCCGUCGCAAAUGAUCCCGUUGGUACCAUCGAGCAGACUGAAGAGGGCGAGAAGUUCUUCUCUCAGCUACAAGACGCGGCCGGCGGUCAAGACGCGCAGCAGGUCUCACGAACAUCUCCUGCCACAUCCGCCGUAAAGGAGGACGAUAUUCGCAUGGAAUACGAGGAAGAGGAUGAAGAAGAGCAGGUUGUGCAGGAGUCACAGCACGAUCCAGACGACAAUGACGAUGACGACGAACCAGUCUCGAAGGGCGGACGAUCGUUGAGACCUCGACGUAAGGCGUCGACGCCGCCAACAUCCCAGCCUGCGAACAACAAUGCGCGGCGCUCAUUACGGAACAGGAAGUCCGGCGGCAUCGAACAGAGCAGUGACUUCGAGCCUGAUGCGGAAGGCGAAGCUGACGUGGAAGAGGAGGGAAUGUCGGAUUCAGACGAGCUGCUCAAACCACCCCGGGGCAGAAGUAGCGCUGAAGCGAGCUCGCAAGGUGGUAGAAGAUCUGGCAGACUACGCGGCAAGACAACUUCGAAUGGCAGCCGUUCGCGGCGUUCGCCGGAAGAGGAUGAGCUUGACCCUGAAGAGAUUGCCGACGAAGCUGCAGAGCUGGACGAGGACAACAGACGGAUCAGACGGGAGCGACCUCGGAAACAGAGAUCACAACGUCAAGAGAUUUCCUUUGAGCCUACCAGUCUGCGGAAUCGUGCAAAUAGGCCUGAUUACCGUAUCCUCCGGCCUGAGCUUCUUCUCCCUAUCGAGGAUGACGAUGCGCCGGCCGUGGCAACGACCACACCUCAGCGAAACAGGCGUGGAGGUGGUGGUGGCGGCAGAGCUGGAGCUCAGUAUCGAAGCUUGUUCUCGACUUUCGGCCCCUUCGGCGGUGCUGGCGGACCACCACCCAUCCUCGGCGGUCCAGAUGGUGCAGGCGCUACCGGCGGUGUCGACUCUGACAGCAGUGACGAUGAAGCCGCCAUGCGAGGACAGCAGAGCGGUGUUGGUGGCACAGUUGGCAUGACUCCGACUUCAGCAUUCCCCAAGCCCUUUGUGGCUCAGGCUCACAACUCUGACCCCAUACAAGGUCCAGGAGGUGGACCUCCAGGACUCGGGAAGGUCAAAGACAAGAAGGCUCUUGCAGAUGCAGAUCCGCUUGGCGUUGAUACCAAUGUCACAUUCGAUGGCGUGGGUGGUCUUGAUGGUCACAUCAAUCAGCUCAAAGAGAUGGUGAUGCUGCCUCUGCUGUAUCCCGAGGCUUUUCAACAAUUCAAGAUCACGCCUCCGCGUGGUGUACUCUUCCACGGACCUCCAGGUACCGGUAAAACGCUACUCGCACGUGCUCUGGCCAGCAGUGUCAGCACCCAUGGACAGAAGGUGACUUUCUAUAUGCGCAAGGGUGCUGAUGCUCUGAGCAAGUGGGUCGGUGAAGCAGAGAAGCAACUUCGUCUGCUUUUCGAAGAGGCUCGCAAGAACCAGCCUAGUAUCAUAUUCUUCGACGAAAUCGAUGGACUGGCGCCUGUUCGUUCAAGCAAGCAGGAGCAAAUUCAUGCUUCCAUCGUGGCAACUCUUCUUGCGUUGAUGGACGGCAUGGAUGGCAGAGGCCAGGUCAUUGUUAUUGGCGCCACCAACAGACCGGACUCGGUUGAUCCUGCACUGCGAAGGCCUGGCCGCUUUGAUAGGGAGUUCUACUUCCCGCUGCCAGACGUCAUGGGUCGGCGCAAGAUCUUGGACAUUCACACAAAAGGCUGGGAGCCUCCACUCAAGGAUGAGUUCAAGGACCAACUGGCUGAAGUUACACGUGGAUACGGUGGAGCUGACCUUCGUGCUCUCUGCACCGAAGCUGCUCUUAACGCCAUUCAGGGCACGUUCCCGCAAAUCUACUCCAGUGACGAGAAGCUCAUCAUUGAUGUUACAAAGAUCAAGGUCUUGGCGAAAGACUUCAUGAUCUCAGUAAACAAGAUCGUGCCGUCCUCGGAACGAUCUGCUGCAUCCGGAGCGGUGCCGCUGAAAAAGGACAUCGAGCCGCUGUUGCGUCAACCCUUGAAGGAGAUCGGCGAGUACAUUGAGCAGACAGUGCCUCGCAAGCGGAAAGCUACAGCGCUUGAAGAGGCGAUGUACGAUGACCGCGAUGAUGAACUGGGAUUCGAGAAAGAGACUAUGCAUCGCAACUUUGAAUCGUCUCGCGUCUUUCGACCACGGCUUCUCAUCAAGGGCCAUGUUGGGAUGGGUCAGCAAUACCUUGGCGCAGCGCUUCUUACAAAGUUUGAAGGCCUGCAUGUGCAGAACUUUGACAUGGCUACCUUGAUGAAGGACUCCAGCCGGUCGCCCGAAGCAGCAGUUGUGCAGCUUUUCGAAGAAGUGAAGAGGCACAAGCCGAGUGUCAUCUACAUACCCAACGUCAAUAUCUGGUGGGACACGCUCGCCGACUCCGUUAAGAGAACAUUUGUUGGCCUACUCAGAAGUCUGCCCCCAAACGACCCUGUCCUGUUGCUUGGCAUGAUGGAGCUCUAUCAAGAUGACGAACCUGAUCCUCACAUGCUUCGCGAUCUUUUUGGGUUUGCAUCGAAGAACCAAUACAAGCUCGACCGUCCUUGUGAAGAGGCUAGAGGAGAGUUCUGGCGUGCUAUACUGGAUUUUGUGAAGAAGACGCCAUCGGAGUUCCCUGAGCCUGAAAACAGAAAGAAGCGAAAGCUCGCCGAAUUGCCAGUCGCACCAGUUCCCGCAGCACCAACGGGACCCACCAAAGCUGAUCUCAAGGCCCAGAAGAAGAAAGAUCAUCAGACUCUGAACAUGCUGAAGCUGCUCAUACAGCCAGUCAUGGACCAGAUCAAGCUGAAGUACAGAAAGUUCAGAAACCAUAUUAUUGAUGAGAACACUAUUGGAUACUUGUAUGACGAGCAAGACCCGAUGGUGCUCUCUACAGACUUGACGGAAGAACAAAAGCAGCAACAGCUUCUCUUCCGACCUUUCGAGAAGGACACGGACGACAAAGGUAAUGAAGGCUUGCGAGAACAGUCGACUGGCAAGUUCUACUACAAUCUUGAGAUUGUCACGAUCGAAACUCGCUUGUCCAAUGGCUACUACAAGCGGCCGAAGGACUUCCUCGGUGACAUCAAGAAGUUGGCAAAGGAUGCAAAGACCUCCGGCGAUCAGGAACGCACAUUGAAGGCGAAUGAGAUGCUGGCCAACGUUGAGGUUGACAUGACUACUCUGGAGUCGCAGCAUCCUGCGUUGAUUGCGGAGUGCGAAGCGGUGUAUCAUCGUGAGCAGGAGCGCAUCCAGAAAGCAGAGCAGAAGCGUGCAGAAGCGCAGGGUCGUGGCGAGACGGUGCCGAAGAUCAUCGCGAACGUGCCGCCGCAAGGCACCUCGAACACGACGACCGAGACCUCAGGUCCUGUCAUGCUGGGUCAGGCGGUGCCUGGUCGGCAGCUAUUCCCUACGACACCCAACAAGCCGCAGUAUCCGCCAUCGGUUCAAUGGAGCACGACUCAAACAAACGGCAGCCACCCAUCGCAGCAUACGAAUGGCUCGACAGUGCCCUCCAAACCACAGGAAGACUCCGAAAUGCUUGAUAGCCAUGUCGAGACCCAGGAACACCAGCCUGCACAAACUGCACCUCCGCAGCGAGGCCAAGCGCAGAGCCCAGAUCAAAGUCAGUCACAACCUCAAGGAGCGUACUACCACAAGAUCGGUCAAUCGCAACCGGCCGCAGGCGUACAGACAGAGCAGAACAGCGCUUCGACGGCCUCCGGCAACAAGACCAGUGACCGCAGCAGUGGCGGGUCCGUAAAUACUACGAACUCGAACGGCGCAAUUAUGCACCCUGACUUCUCCAUUUACGGAGCAGCCGGCGGCAGUAGUCAGCUCCCAGACACACAGCCACCAUCUCUCGCGUCACAGCCAGGAGCCGGAUCUCAGCACAACUCCAACAGCUCUGGCGGCUCUCAGCCCUCGGCCUCUUCCCAACAAAUGGGACCACCUCAACCACGCCCCGCCACGCGUCCUCCCUCAUUCGCCAACAUCUCCAACAUCCUCAACAAAGACGACGAUGACGAGGAAGAAGGCACCACCCAUGACGACAUCGACGAGAGCAUCUUACGCGCAUCACAGAAAUACAUCCUAGACGCCGAGAGCUUGGAGCGGUUCCAUGGCGAACUUGUGGAGAAGAGUUCAGGCUUGUCACUGGAACAGCUUGAACAAGUUAAUGCGGCGCUUAUGGAUGUGAUUUGGAGGCAGCGCGGAGAGUGGAAUCGGGAUUUGGUGUGGCAUGAGGUGCAGCAGUGCUUUAAUGAUACGAUUAGGGAUAUUGAGGAGUUGCAGGAGAUUAUGGAUCCGAAAUCGCUUGCUACGGCUUGA